This is a messenger RNA of Camellia sinensis, 1318 nucleotides long. NCBI's taxonomy places the organism in Eukaryota, Viridiplantae, Streptophyta, Magnoliopsida, Ericales, Theaceae. The record is from RefSeq and is a predicted model, not a curated record.
GUAUCAGAGCGGGUUUAGAACCUAAUAUUUUUCGCUUCACCGGCGGGCGACAACCUCACCUUAGCCGUCCGCCGGACCUCCACCUAGUCCGCUAGAAUUUUCUACACAUACCUUGAAAUUUCUUCGAGUCCACCACCUUCACUGCCCCUCCUCUCACUGUUGUCCUCCCAUACACCACCGUCUCGGUCGUCUUCAUCUACCACCACUGUUGACCUUAACCCUCUCUAAAAUCCUGAACCCUGCUAUCCUAACCACUCUGUGCUGUGCUCUUUCAAGUGGGAUUUUCAAGAACAAAUCGAUUAAGAAGAUGACUGUUGAGAAAGAAGACUUGGGUUUGAGUCUGAGCUUGAGCUUUCCUGAGAAUCGAAGCUCACUACAGUUGAAUCUCAUGCCGCCUUCUUCUCCCUUUCCCUCCGCACCUUUCAAUCCUCAGAAGAUGACUUCAUGGAACGAUAACUUUCCUUCCUUCGAUCGAAACUCGGAGACUUGCAGAGUCGAGACGAGAUCGUUGCUGAAAGGAAUCGACGUGAAUCGAGUUCCUUCGACGAUCGAUUGCGAGGAAGAAGCUGGAGUUUCGUCUCCGAACAGCACAAUCUCGAGUAUCAGCGGGAAGAGAAGCGAGAGAGAGGAGCCCAACGGAGAGGAUCUCGAUCUCUAUCUCGAGAGAGCUUCAUCUCGAGGAAUCAGCGACAAAGAAGACGGUGAUACCUCCAGGAAGAAGCUUCGUCUCUCCAAAGACCUGAAAUGGGACUACAGAGGACAGAGGAAGAUCCUCCCCCUCGGUCAGUGGCUCCCCAAGAUCGCCGUCGAUGCCUAUGUUGCCCCCAACGUCGUGCUCGCCGGCCAGGUCACCAUCUGCGAUGGAGCCUCCGUUUGGAAUGGAUCGGUCCUUCGAGGCGAUCUCAACAAGAUCACUGUUGGCUUCUGUUCCAAUGUGCAGGAGAGGUGCGUCGUCCACGCAGCUUGGUCUUCUCCCACAGGACUGCCCGCAGAGAUAUUGAUUGAAAGGUUUGUGACAAUUGGUGCUUAUAGUCUUUUGCGGUCUUGCACAAUUGAGCCAGAGUGCAUCAUUGGGCAGCAUUCAAUCCCACAUGGGUUGGUUCCCACUUUUCAUCCACUUUCUUUUCUUUUCUUUUUUUUAUAUCACCCACUCCCUCUUUUUUAUCACCCACGGGACUACUCCUAUGAACCACCUACUAUUUCUUCAAAUAAUUUAUCAUUUUUUCCACCCCAAACCUCAUCAUCAUAUAUUCUAUCUAUAUUUUAAUAUGUCAACAUAUACAUAUAAAUACAUUGAAUUCAAUUUCUUUUCUUUUUU